UGUACAGAAACACACGGUUAGAAUGACAGAAGUGAGAAAAAGAAAUCAAUGAGUUCACACUAUGACACAAGACAAUUCAAAAGGAUUAUAUUUAGAUAUCGUUGGAGCCUAAGAGGAGAGGAAAUCAUUUGGACAAGUCUAAAACUCUCUUCUGAUUUCAUCACAGCUAAUGGAGGAAGAGGGCACGUGGGGCAGGGAGAACAUCUCCAUGCGCGGGAAUGUUUCGCUGGGUUUAAAUGCCUCUUCCCCACUCUCUCUUCCCGGCUCGGAGUACAGUGACACAGAAGUGGUCUUGAUAAGCAUCCUGAUGGCACUGCUGGUUCUGGGAAUCGUCUUUGGCAACGUGCUGGUCAUCACCGCCAUCGUACGAUUCCAACGUCUGCAGACGGUCACCAACUACUUCAUCAGCUCCUUAGCCUGUGCCGAUUUAGUCAUGGGCCUGUUGGUGGUACCCUUCGGCACGUGUUACAUUCUCCUCAACACGUGGCGCUUCGGAAACUUCUUCUGCGAGUUUUGGACGGCCACUGAUGUGCUGUGCGUGACCGCUAGCAUUGAGACCUUGUGCGUGAUUGCUCUGGACCGGUACGUGGCGAUCAUGUGGCCCUUGCGGUAUCAGUCGAUGCUCACGAAGCGGAAGGCAUGCGGGGUGGUGUUGGGGGUAUGGGCGGUGGCCGCCCUUAUCUCGUUCUUACCCAUCUACAUGGAGUGGUGGGUGUCAGAUGAACCCGAGGCGUUGAGCUGCCUGGAGGACCCUUACUGUUGUGACUUCAACACCAACGCGGCAUACGCCGUCACCUCCUCCAUCGUCUCCUUCUACAUACCGCUGGUCAUCAUGGCUUUCGUUUACAGCCGGGUCUUCCUGGAGGCCCGUCAGCAGCUCCAGAAAAUUGACCGCAUUGAGGGGCGAAUACGGACUCAGAGCUUCAGCACCCAGGAGGGAAACGAGGUGAAGAACCGGAGGACCAAGUUCUGCAUGAAGGACCACAAAGCUCUGAAGACCUUGGGGAUCAUCAUGGGAACGUUCACGCUCUGUUGGCUGCCAUUUUUCGUGCUUAAUGUAGUGGCGGCCAUCUGGAAGAUGGACAACAUCACGUUGCCCUUCAGGAUCUUAAACUGGAUCGGCUACGCCAACUCAGGGUUCAACCCCCUGAUUUACUGCAAGAGCCCGGAGUUCAGAUGCGCAUUUCAGGAGAUCCUGUGCUUGAGAACAUCCCGCCUGGCUACCACCAGUAAUAAUAAAGGAUAUAUCUACAGCGGUCACAGCUGGAAGGUCCAGACGAAAACCACCAGGCAACGGGAACCUUCUGCAUCAAACUGUGAAACAGAGAUGGGUACUCGCUGUUUGACAGCAGACACCAAGAACACAAAUGGGAAUUGUAAUAAAGCUGUGACGUCCUUCGUUUAGGUGUUUUUGAACAUUUGUAAGCCCAUCCUUGAUGUACUAUAUAAAGUUUUGAAGCACUACAGAAAACUCUGGGGAGUGGAUCGUGGCAAACAUGGCUCGUUCCAUUCGAUCUUUCAAAACAUGAAGGUUUGCCUCAGAAUUAUAUUUAUGACUUAUUGUUGUGACAUUUUGUGAUGUGAUUCUGAACAAAUGGGAAAUAUGGACACUAACAUGAAUGGAUAUUAGCAACUGCACUGUUUGGGACAAAAAAAUAAAUCCUGUCAUCAUUUAUUCACCCUCAUGUGGUUCAAAAUCUGUAUAUGACUCUUUCUUCUGUGGAACACAAAAUAAGAUAUUUUGAGGUUUUGAGUUCAUACAAUGCAAGUCAAUGGGGACCAAAUGUUGUUUGGUCACCAACAUUCUUCAAAAUAUCUUCUUUUUUUGUUCAUCAGAAGAAAAAAGUCAUACGGGUUUGAAAUGACACAAGGUUGAAUAAAUUCAUUUUUGGCUAUACUGUCCCUUUCAGCGCGCAUGACAUCUUAAAGAAAAGAUGGAAAGCGAAAACAUCUACCUCCAGAUUCCACCUACUACCUCACUUUUACACAACUCGACUCGAAACAAAUCUUCGUAUUUAUUGCAUGUAUUAUAAAACGCCUCAACGUACACGCAAACAAACCAAGAAUCUGGAUUUGUACGCUAACACGUGGCGAAUGAAACGCAAAGGGCCGCCGAGGGCCGUUUUGUACCGUUACAUUCCGUGAAGAGCUCAAGCCGGGGUCUUCAGCACAGAUCCUUUCCACUGACCCUCCUCCAGAGAGGCGAAAUCUAACCGUCUGAUGGGGCACAACAGGUGCACAUUGCAGUCUGUGCUAUAUCCAGUUGUUCUUGUCGAAAGGGAAAAAAGCGAAAGAGCCAAGUGGCUCUCUUUGACCCCGGCACUUCCCCCUUAACAUUUCCACGGGGAAAUCAAUAUAAGGUUACGGCUGAAGAUUUAUCUAGAAAGGGUUAUGUCCUUAAGGGUUAAGUCUUGACAUUGCACGCACAAAUAAUGAAUGUAUAUUUAAUUCACAAAUAAGGUGCAAACCGAAGGUUUGUGUUAAACAGUAAAUGUAGUUCCUUUUUUUAAAUAAUGUUGUUGUGUAUCCCUAUAAGGUAUUUCAGAAGUCAGAUUGAAUUUUGUUAUUGUGGGACUGUUUACAGAUUCUGAAACAAACAGUCCAUAGGGCGAACACAGAUAUUGAUCCAGCAGAUAUUUUUUCAUGGGUUUGGUGUUUUUAGCGCAGCGUGUGUACUUGACUGAGACUAAUGACAGAGACAUUAGUGGAAAAUAUCUGACAUUAAAAAAAGGUUGUGAUUCUAAUGGCCAUGUACAGUACAGUUGCAUAACCUGUUGAUGUUAUUCACAUCAGAGUGCUCAUAAACGUGAGCUAUGGCUCCCUUGUGUGUGUGUGUGUGUGUGUGUGUGUGUGUGUGUGUGUGUGUGUGUGUGUGUGUGUGUGUGUGUGUGUGUGUGUGUGUGUGUGUGUGUGUGUGUGUGUGUGUGCGUGCGCGCGCGCGUGUGUGCGUGAGCCUCCAUUGUCGGACCCAUGUCCCCACAAGGAUAGUAAAACCUGAGAUGACUUACAAGGAAAACUUACUUAUAAACCUACUAAAUGUUGCUUAUUUUAACAUGUAAAUAUGCUAAAAGAUUUCUGUGAGGGUUUGGCUUAUAGAGGUGUGAUUUUUAGACGGUUUCAUUGGUAGUUCUCUUCCGGCCUGUGUUUGAUUAUAAUUAAACCAUUUAUUUUAUAUUUAAUUUAUAUCAAUAAAAUGUAUAUGAAUGUUUUAUUGUAUAUAGUAUUAAAUUAAAUUAAAACUACUCGACAGUUAUUGAUUCUUUGCGGAGGUCUACCGGAAGUUAAGUUUGGGCCACAUAACGUUUGUUUAUGUUGUUGCCUCUGAAGCCGUCUACAAACCUGUGUGUGACCUAUGUUAGAGAAGACAAAAACAGUUUGUGUGUCUGUAUUCCAGGCAGUAAGACAUUUGUAUUACUAAACUUCAGUAAAACAUCACUAUAGUGUUUUUGUGAUUCACGUUCUUUGUGUAGAAAAACUGCGAAGCUUGAAUUUCUUACGUCAUGUAACGUUAAAGCAUGUAUGGUGCUUUGUUUUGUGUACUGUUUUAGGCUACAUCACGCACAUAUCAUGCUUCUUUUGAAGCUGAAUCAUUAUUAGUAAGUCAACAUUGUCUUGGACACAUGUGGUAUAAAGCAUUUACUAGAAAUGACUGUGUUACCGUGUAAUGUUUGGACAGCAUAUCUUUGACUUAGUUUGUGCCAUUCCAGGAAACGAGAGCAACUGUUUCCUUUAACAAUUAAGAGGUUUUGUUUUUUAAAGUGUAUUCCUGUUCAUUUAUUUUUGUACGUCCUACCUGCUGCUGAAUGUCCAAAAGUGGUGAAUUAAAAGUUGUUUGU
Triplophysa rosa is the source of this 3836-nucleotide messenger RNA. RefSeq names its product adrenoceptor beta 2, surface b (gene adrb2b). The coding region runs from base 170 to 1405 and encodes 411 amino acids. Lineage: Eukaryota; Metazoa; Chordata; Actinopteri; Cypriniformes; Nemacheilidae. Gene Ontology annotation, biological process: negative regulation of smooth muscle contraction; norepinephrine-epinephrine-mediated vasodilation involved in regulation of systemic arterial blood pressure; adenylate cyclase-activating adrenergic receptor signaling pathway. The record is from RefSeq and is a predicted model, not a curated record. The transcript is spliced from 2 exons. Gene Ontology annotation, cellular component: membrane. Gene Ontology annotation, molecular function: beta2-adrenergic receptor activity; norepinephrine binding.